Messenger RNA from Malaya genurostris, 2088 nucleotides. It is a transcript of the gene AsnRS, whose product is annotated as asparagine--tRNA ligase, cytoplasmic. Bases 194 to 1855 code for a protein of 553 amino acids. Gene Ontology annotation, biological process: asparaginyl-tRNA aminoacylation. Gene Ontology annotation, molecular function: ATP binding; asparagine-tRNA ligase activity; nucleic acid binding. Gene Ontology annotation, cellular component: cytoplasm. The record is from RefSeq and is a predicted model, not a curated record. Lineage: Eukaryota; Metazoa; Arthropoda; Insecta; Diptera; Culicidae. The transcript has 3 exons.
GCCACAACAUCAUUCUCUUUUUACCUUCUCUGCAUGAGGACUGCAGUAACACGAGUUCAAUAUUGCGUUUGAAAAGUAUUUUCUGGAUUAAAGUUCCCUAUUGCAUAUUUGAGUCAAAUAUUUUCAAUACAAGGUGUUCCGUACUUUGCACUAGUGGUAUUUCAAAAACCAUAUCUACAUACAGUAAAGUACCAUGGAAAACCUAACCAUUAAUGAAUUGUACACUUCGGAUAAGCGCGGCGAUGAUGAAUCUGGCGAGGGAACUGCAGAAAAGCCUUUUAAGACCAUUUUGCGUGCUAUGAAGCACGCCGGAAAGGAACCCUUCCCGACGAUCUACGUAGACGCCAAGGAAGCGAAAUCGGAAUCGCUUUACGAGGUGGCAGCCAAAUCUCAGCUCAAGAAGAUCCAGAAACUUUGGGUUCGCGAUGGUUUCAAAAACGUCGAUAAGCAGAAACGCGAAGAGGACGACGCUAAGAAGCGAGAUCAAAAUUUGCAGGAAGCGAAAAAGAUUAUUAUUCAGGAAGAUGCCGCUUGGGCAACCGCCAAAGCAAUUAAGAUUAGCCAGGGAGGCGACAACCGUGGAGUACGGGUAAAGAUUUACGGUUGGGUGCAUCGACUGAGGCGACAGGGUAAAGGUUUGAUGUUUAUAACGCUUCGCGAUGGAACCGGUUUCUUGCAAAGCGUUCUCAGUGAUGUUCUGUGUCAAACAUACAACGCUUUGGUUCUUUCGACGGAAUCAUCGGUUCGGCUUUACGGAACGUUGAAGGCGGUCCCGGAUGGUAAAACUGCUCCCGGGGGUCACGAGCUUCAUGUGGACUAUUGGGAACUGAUCGGAUUGGCUCCGGCCGGUGGUGCUGAUUCCAUUUUGAACGAGGAUGCCCAUCCGGAUGUGCAGCUCGACAAUAGGCACAUCAUGAUACGUGGCGAAAACACGUCUAAGAUUCUCAAGAUGAGGGAUGUAAUUAUGAUGGCAUUUAGAGAACACUAUCACGACCGUGGAUACACGGAAGUAACGCCUCCGACGCUGGUACAAACGCAAGUUGAAGGGGGUUCUACGCUUUUUAAGCUUGAUUAUUUUGGGGAGCAGGCUUAUCUGACGCAAAGCUCACAGUUAUAUUUGGAAACCUGUCUGCCUGCACUUGGCGAUGUAUAUUGUAUUGCUCAAAGCUACCGUGCCGAGCAGAGUCGGACUCGUCGUCAUUUGGCCGAAUACAGUCACGUUGAAGCGGAAUGUCCUUUUAUAACAUUCAACGAUCUACUGGAUCGUUUGGAAGACUUGGUGGUGGAUGUGGUCGAUCGUGUCCUGAAAUCUCCAUGGGGUCAUCUGGUUAAGGAACUUAAUCCGGACUUUGUUCCACCGAAAAGACCGUUCCGUCGCAUCAACUAUGCCGAAGCAAUUGACUGGCUUAAGGAGAACAACGUAACCAAGGAAGAUGGAACAUUCUACGAGUUUGGUGAAGAUAUUCCGGAGGCGCCGGAACGCAAAAUGACCGAUACGAUUAACGAACCAAUAAUGCUGUGCCGGUUCCCGGCGGAAAUUAAAUCAUUCUACAUGUCCAAAUGUCCAGAGGACCGCCGCCUAACUGAAAGCGUUGACGUUUUGUUGCCAAAUGUGGGAGAAAUUGUCGGUGGUUCGAUGAGGUCCUGGGAUCACGAGGAGCUAAUGGAGGGAUACAAACGAGAGGGGAUUGAUCCGAAAGCUUACUACUGGUACAUUGACCAGCGGGUUUACGGAUCACAGCCGCACGGUGGCUACGGGCUUGGCUUAGAACGGUUCAUGUGCUGGCUGCUUAACCGAUAUCACAUUCGAGAGGUCUGUCUUUAUCCCAGGUUCCUGGAGAGGUGCACGCCGUAGACAAUAUUGCAUUUACUUUCAAGCAUUUGCGGCUACUAUUCCUAUUGCCUAUCAAUUCAUUGUAAAGCGCUAGUUUUGACUUUUAAAACAUUCUAUAAGAACGAAUUCAAAUAGUUUUCGUCCCAUAACAAUAUUUUUAUUUAUGUCUAAAAAAAAGCAGCAAGAAUACAGAUAACGGAAUCGAUAAAAGCACCUAGUUGAAGUUCGUUAAAAUAAACGUGAAAUUUUGGUUA